Messenger RNA from Arabis nemorensis, 582 nucleotides. The record is from the annotation of a GenBank genome assembly. NCBI's taxonomy places the organism in Eukaryota, Viridiplantae, Streptophyta, Magnoliopsida, Brassicales, Brassicaceae.
AUGAACAAGUUCUCGCGGUUACCGAGGCGAAAUGAUGUUGUAAAAUCCUCCAAGCCUAUAUAUAUCACUCUUCCUUCCCAUUCCUCCCACAAUCCUCAUUUCUGCAAAAUCUCCAAAAGCUUUUUUUUAAAUCUCUCUACGCCGCCGAGUUGCCCCAAAUCUCGAUCUAGUCGAAAUAAUCCGAUAGGAAGAUACUCAACCGAGGUUUGGUUGAGGGUCAAAGGACGCCGAACCGAGGUGAAGGGAGCAAUUUGUCAAGGCAGUGGAGGUCUAGAUUUUAUCGGCGACACUAAGGUCAGGCGGAGCCGAGGCGAGUGUGAAACCGAGGUGGAGGAGUUAUCAGUAGAGGAAAGGAAAGAGGCGGAGCGCCGCCGAGGCGAAGAGGCUUUUUCUAUGGAGGAUCCGAGUCGACGUCGUUCUGGUUUCGGCGACAAGGUCAAAUUUAGAACCGAGGUGAAGAGGAAUUGUGGAAGCGAUGAGGUCAGUGAAGCUUUCGACGUUGGUUUCGGUCGUGGUGCUGAGGCGAGCUUCGCAACACUUGGUGGACUGUCGUCGAGGUUGAAGAGACGGGACGGCGAUUAG